This is a messenger RNA of Penicillium maclennaniae, 666 nucleotides long. Its product is annotated as CSN8/PSMD8/EIF3K family protein. The transcript has 3 exons. Gene Ontology annotation, biological process: protein deneddylation; COP9 signalosome assembly. The coding region runs from base 1 to 666 and encodes 221 amino acids. NCBI's taxonomy places the organism in Eukaryota, Fungi, Ascomycota, Eurotiomycetes, Eurotiales, Aspergillaceae. The record is from RefSeq and is a predicted model, not a curated record. Gene Ontology annotation, cellular component: COP9 signalosome.
AUGGAGCUGCCACCGCUCUCUAUCGAGCAGCUCGAGCAGCUCGCUUCGUCCAACCUGCCUCCUUCACAACUCUUCGAGAUCUUCUCACGAUACGAACUAGAUGCCUGUCUCAUGGCAGCUGGUAGUGGUCACCCAGAGACUGGUAGUGGCGAUCCCGAGCUGUUGAGCUUAUUCUACUCCAGCUUCUUCUUCGCCCACCUCCUCACGAAGCAAAUGUCAGAAGCCCGCGCCUUGACGCAACGGAUACCAGAGGCUCUCAAAAACCAAGACCCAUCCUUGCAGAACUGCUUGACGUUACUACGAGCCGUAUGGCAGACUCAACAUGCCAUAGUUUACCAAACCUUACGGAAACUGCCAUGGCCAGAACAACUGCAGCCUUUAGUGCGCAGAUAUGAGAGCUUCUUCCAAGACCAAACCUUGAUCGCCGUCAGCACUUCCUACGGAGCAAUACGACCUGCCGUGGCAGCCGCAUACCUGGGUCUUGAUUCGCAGGCUGCAGAGCAAGGCGAUCAAAGCAUUAUACAGAAGUUUACGGAUUGUGGGUGGACCUGGAACUCAGAGACUCGACUACUUCACCCCGUUCCAAUCACUGUACCGCCCACCAUGGAAUCGUCAUCCAAUGGUAUCCGCGAUGCCAUGGCGAUGCUUGGGAAUCGUACAAAUUAA